This is a messenger RNA of Panicum virgatum (switchgrass), 537 nucleotides long. RefSeq lists its product as uncharacterized. Lineage: Eukaryota; Viridiplantae; Streptophyta; Magnoliopsida; Poales; Poaceae. The record is from RefSeq and is a predicted model, not a curated record. The coding region runs from base 1 to 537 and encodes 178 amino acids. The transcript has a single exon.
AUGGGACUCAAUAUAUCUAACAAACUGAAACCAAGCAAAGCACCCUUCUACGGCAUCGUCCUAGGGAACGCUUCUUUCCCAGUUGGAACCGUAGUGCUCCCAGUCACCUUUGGUACACCAGAUAACUAUCGAACAGAACUCAUCAAGUUUGAGGUAGCAGACUUCGAGUCCUCAUAUCAUGCCAUACUUGGGCGGCCAGCAUUGGCCAAAUUUAUGGCAAUCCCCCACUACGUCUACCUCCUGCUGAAGAUGCCAGGAAAAACAGGAGUCCUCACCUUCCGCGGAGACCUUCAAAGAUCCUUUGAAUGCGAAAAAGAAGCUAUAACCUAUGCCUCCACAAAUCCACUCCCGGACACCGCAGGAGAAGUACUGGCAGCAGCCCAGCAGUACUCGACGUCGGGAUCAGAGAUCCCAGCAAAGAAAACAAACCGCUCUACCCCAAAGCCACCCGACAACAUCAGAGUCAAAGCAAUUCAACAACAAGAAGACGACCCGUCGAAGACAGCCUUGAUCGGGAUAGGGCUUUCUGACAAAUAG